Messenger RNA from Suillus paluster, 888 nucleotides. RefSeq lists its product as uncharacterized. The record is from RefSeq and is a predicted model, not a curated record. Lineage: Eukaryota; Fungi; Basidiomycota; Agaricomycetes; Boletales; Suillaceae. Bases 1 to 888 code for a protein of 295 amino acids. The transcript is spliced from 4 exons.
AUGAUUCAGUUGGUGAAAGGCAUGCGAGUCAUGGUUACACACAACUUAGCAACUACCGCCAAUCUCUCCAAUGGAUCUCAAGGAUGUGUAGCCGAUAUUAUUUUAGAUGUGAGGGAGGAUCCAAUUUCAACAGAGGCUAUUGCUGAACGCAAGGUUUUCUUGCACUACCCACCAGCAAUGGUUAUUCUGGAACUGGACUUCUGCAAGCUACCUCCAUUACCAGGCCUGCAUCCUCGCCACGUACCAUUAACUCCAGUGCAGUACAAAUUCUCUAUUGGCUCCUCACCAGUGACCCAAAUCACACAACAUCAAUUGCCAUUAGUGCCUGCCUAUGCUUUUACAGAUUUCAAAUCUCAAGGUCAGACCAUUGAAUAUGUGUUGGUCGACAUCGGCAAGACAACAUGUUUUUCAUUGUCACCGUUUAACGUGUAUGUUGCAUUGUCCAGAAGCCAUGGACAAGAAUCAAUAAGGUUGUUGAGAGACUUCAAUAAAGAUUUAUUUCUUCGACAUCCCUCCAAGGAUCUGCACAUCGAAGAUGGAAGAAUUGAUGAACUAGUAAAGGAUACCAAAAAAUGUUUUGACGAAACGCAUCAUCACACAACAUCGAUUAAAAUGCAAAACAACUUGCCAUCCGCAUUAUUGGGCACAUUCUUGAUAGCUGAGACUCAGACACGAGGAUUGAGUCAUUUUCAUACCUUCCCUUGCUGCAAUUGGCUCUUGAGCGAUUAUCACGCAGCAAUUGACAUCACAGCUAUGGCACGAGAACUUCGCGGACAUCCAGCACUACCUGUUAUAAUUUUGUACCUUGUAAACUUUUGCAGUUAUACACAGUUCUUCCUGGAAGACAAUGACAUUGCCACUGAGAUAUUAGCAGCCCUUGAGAUGUGA